This is a messenger RNA of Diachasma alloeum, 3579 nucleotides long. RefSeq names its product organic cation transporter protein. The record is from RefSeq and is a predicted model, not a curated record. Bases 1349 to 3388 code for a protein of 679 amino acids. Gene Ontology annotation, biological process: transmembrane transport. Gene Ontology annotation, molecular function: transmembrane transporter activity. The transcript is spliced from 10 exons. Gene Ontology annotation, cellular component: membrane. NCBI's taxonomy places the organism in Eukaryota, Metazoa, Arthropoda, Insecta, Hymenoptera, Braconidae.
GAUGGAAACUACAUGCUACGUCUAGAGUUCAUAGUUUACCGAUGAUUGUAGAUUUUAGAAUAAUUAAACAUCUGUUUUAACGACAUUCAACAUCAAAUAAUUGAAGCACUUAAUUAAUCUUAAUAGAAAAAUAGUUGUGAGAUAAAAUAAUUGGAUUUAAUCGAUUGUCAUUUGGGCUGAGGUUUUAGUUUAGUUCUGAUGAUUAUUUCAAAGAAUUAUUAUGGAAAAUUGUUUCUCGCCUUCGCUCGAGGGGGAUAAUAUAAUAUUUUGAAGUUUUAUUCAACGUCGGUACACGUACACCCGAGGGGGACCGGAUGUCGGACGGUGCAGUGAUUCGAUUGAUUCGUUCAAGAGUGUCCGUGGCUACUACCGAACUUCCGAGUGCCGCUCUACGUACCCGCGCGUUUACCGCUCGUGAGCGCGCACGCUCAAUUGGAAUGCAGUUAAUCCCUUGUGGAAUGAUUUCCAAGGGAGGAGAGUAAAUAUAUUCUUGUGUUGUUGUUGAAAAGGUGAUUAAUCGAGGGGUGGAGAGAUACGGGAUCUCAAGAGUUGAAAAUUUAUUCGUCGCUCUGGGCUAGACAGAAAGAGAUAACAGAAAUUUGUCCCAUAUUCCAGCGGCAUCCUGGCGAGCACUGUCGGAUGCACUGGGCCAUCAGCAGGAAUUGAUCCUGCCUCAGGUUCAUGAGCUUACACUUCUCACGAUGAUGGUGAAGGGCAUGAGAGUGAUGAGGGCAACAUGUUACCUGGCAACACCAGGUAACAACGGCUGACAUCUCCGUCAUCAGCGAGGGGCAGACCGAGAGACGCGUAAACAUGUGAUUAUGAAAAUCCCCGAGUUAACAAACUUGAUAAUUCACGUGACAUUAUUAACGCGAAUGAAUAGUGAAGUAUUUCUGAUCCACUGGGACAAGGAAACAGGGUGAAUUGUACGUAAUUACCUAAACAAACAUUUUUUUAAAAUUAAUUAAAACGUGUGAAACUGCCGGAUAUUCCCAAGUGUCAGUGAACGAAACACUCUGUCAUCUGUGUUAUUUAAAUCACUCGUACAGUGAUGUUAUUGUCCGUAAUUAAUUAAUCGUUGAUUAAUUCAAUAAUGCUGUUUCUGAAAGUGUUGAGACAAUUUAUGAUGAACUAAUCGUUGGUGCAGAUUGUUGGAUUAAAUAAAUAAGUGAUUGGUGGGAGGUCAAUAGUAUUGGAGGUAUUAUUGGAGAUAAAUCAGUGUGUCGUGAAUAAGGGGUGAUAAUGAAUGGACGGACAUGCCGUCUGACCUGGUGAACAAAUCAGGCGAACAGUACGUCAUUGACGUUGGUUUCAAACCGGGAGAAUCUUGCACUCUCCCACUGGAACAAUGAGCUCCAUAGACUUUGAUGAGGUGCUGGUACAUGUGGGGGAGAAGGGAAGAUAUCAGAAUAUUAUGUAUUAUCUGCUGUGCAUACCAGCCACUCUGCCGGCAGCUUUUCUCGCCUUCUCGCAGGUAUUCGUCAGCGCGUCACCCGAGCACUGGUGCAGAAUACCAGAGCUAGAGAACGUAACGAAUCUUCUGAGUCUCCAAGCGAGAAAAGAACUCUCUCUACCUUACGAAUACAAGUCUGACGGUAGACGUCAGUUCUCUAGGUGCUACAUGUACGAUGUCAACUACACAGCCAUCCUCGAGGACUGGCUGAGGCAUGUGAAUACGGAGGUUAAUGCCACGGGUUCAUUAACAACGAGUCUACCAUCACCACCAGUGAGCGACACAGACUGGCCGAAAACCAAGUGUCUUCAUGGGUGGAUUUACGAUAAGAGGGACUACGAGAGCACACUCGUUACCGAGCUAGACCUCGUAUGCGACAACAGUUGGUUGCCAUCCACAUCGACAACAUUUUUCUACGUAGGAAGUCUAUUCGGUAACAUAAUUUUCGGAUGGAUUGCCGACAAGUGGGGACGACGAACGGCAUUCUUCUCAAUUCUCUUCUUGGAGGUGAUAUUCGCAAUAGCAACGAGCUUCAGUCCAAAUUAUACCGUGUACACAGCCCUAAGGACCAUCAAUGGCCUAUUCUUCCCCGCCAUUUAUCAAAUUCCAUUCAUACUAGCACUUGAAUUAAUGGGUCCUAGGUACAGAACAUUCGCUGGAAUGGGAAUAAGCAUGUUCUUUGCCACCGCCAUGUGUCUGCUCGCACUCCUAGGGUACCUGCUGAGGCAUUGGUACACCCUUUCGUUAGCCACAUCCGUACCAUUUGUACUGCUGUUCAGCUACUGGUGGAUCAUCCCCGAGAGCCCCAGGUGGUUGUUGAGUAAAAAUAGGAUAGACGAGGCUGAAGUUAUUGUACAGCAUAUGGCUAGGGUCAAUGGCAAAACUGUGCCGACGAAUUUUCUGAGGAAAAUGGAGAUGGAGAUUCUGAAGAGACAAGGAGUCUCCUGUAACGGCAGAAAUUCUGGAAAUAUCCUGGCACCUGGAGAAACGGAGGACAGACCCCCUCCGCCCUCAGCAACUCCCAUGGACAUAAUAACAAAUCCGAAUAUACGAAAGAAGUUCAUCAUCCUUGCAUUCGACUGGGUGGCAAAUGCUGUUGUGUACAAUGGAUUAUCGUACAACACAACGAACCUCGGUGUAUCCGAUUACCUUGCCUUCUUCAUAGGAGGCAUUGUGGAGAUACCGUCCUAUGUUAUAACAUGGUACGCCAUGGACAGACUGGGAAGAAGAUGGGUACUUUGUUUGACAAUGCUGCUGGGUGGUGUUGCUUGUGUUUCUUGUAUGUUUGUACCUGAAGAUGCAGUUUGGGUAACUGUUUCCCUCGCAAUGAUCGGUAAAUUCGGUAUAGCCGCAUCGUUCGCUGUAUUUUACGUAUUCGUUGGUGAGUUAUUGCCAACGGUGUUGAGGUCCCAGGCAAUGGGAAUAGCCUCGUUCAUCGCCGGAAUCGGCCUACUGACAUUCCCAUACAUCGUUAACCUAGCGGUUUACUCCAGAGUAUUACCAUUGAUUGUGAUGGGCACACUCAGUGUUGCAGGUGCACUAACGUCAAUUUUUUUACCAGAGACACUCAAUAUACAUCUGCCACAGACUAUCGAGGAGGGAGAGAUGUUUGGAGCUGAUUUCAAGCUCUGGUCUUGUCCAACUCUUCCAGAACGUACAAAAACAAAAACCCGCAGACGAGAGUCACUUCCCCUGAGAUACCUCGUUAACGGACGCCCCGGUAGUCGCACAGGGUCCAGUGUCAAGACUACAUUGGCCGAGUCAACGACACAAGAAAAUAUCGAUCAACUGGGACGACUGUUGCCCCCUGCAAGCGAAGAAGUGACAGAAAACUUAAGUGUCACAAAAGACACUGACGAAAUCGCGGGAAAGGGGGAGGGACAAAAGAGAAUUCACAGUGCUGAAGUUUUUGUUGAUCUGCGCGGAAGAAAAUGACCCUCACCCUUCAAAAAACUCAACAGAAAACAUGAGACACGGAUAAAUCGACGAACUUUUGUCUAAUUGAUGAAGAAAAAAAACCAUAAUGACUUUGUAUUAUACUGUCAGUAUAGGAACGCAUUGUAUUUAUUUUUUUCCAUUCAUUAUAAUGUACUUCCUUUCUAAAGUCUGGCUUGUGUCAUAAAGUU